AUGGCUACAGCAAAGGACGCCGGCAAUGCUCCCCGGUUGGCAAAUGGGCCGAAGAAACGGAUUCUCCUCAAUGCUUUCGACAUGAACGGAGUUGGUCACAUCAGCGUUGGCCAGUGGACGAACCCCGACGACAAGAGCUUGACGAAAAGCAGCUUGGAAUACUGGAUCCAUGUGGCCAAGGUGUUGGAAUCCGGCAAGAUCAACGCUCUCUUUCUGGCGGACAACUUUGGCUCUCAUGAUGUCUACAGAGGGAGCCAUGCCACAGCCAUCAAAGCCGGAUGUCAGUGGCCUCUCUACGACCCAUUCGUGAUCAUUUCGGCCAUGGCAGCUGUCACGACCAAUCUGAACUUUGGCAUCACUGCUUGCACCACGUUCGAGCCUCCCUUCAUCCUGGCCAAACGGUUUUCCACCCUGGACCAUAUUACAAAGGGCCGAGUGGCGUGGAACAUUGUGACAUCGUGGUCGGAGACGGCUGCCCAAGCCAUGGGGCUGGAGUCCCUUCCAGAACACGACGAAAGAUAUGCAAUGGCCGACGAGUAUGUCGAAUUAAUGUACAAGCUAUGGGAAGGCUCGUGGGCAGAUGAUGCAGUCAUCGCCGACCGAGAGACGGGAGUCUACGCCGAUCCUGACAAAGUCAGAAAGAUCAAUCACUCAGGCAAGUAUUUCCAGUGCAAAAGCGCGCAUCAAGUGAAUCCCAGUCCACAACGGACACCGGUCCUCUUUCAAGCGGGGAUGUCGCCUGCCGGUGCCCAAUUUGGGGCCAAGCAUGCCGAGUGUAUUUUCGUCAGUUCGAAAAGCCCGACGCUGCUCGCCGGCAACAUCAAGAAGACGAGAGCCCUGGCUGCCCAGAUGGGCCGCGAUCCCCAGAGUAUCAAGUUCUUUGUUUCCUUCACGCCGAUCCUGGGAGCAACGGAAGAGGAAGCCCAGGCCAAGUUUGAAACGUUCAGAAGACAUUCGAACCCCGAAGGAGCCCUCGCUCUGUACGGCGGCAUCGCGAGGAUCGACCUGAGCACUUUUCCACUCGAUGAAGAAUUGCCAACCACAGUAGAAGAUCCAGCACUCGCGCACUUCUCGUUAAAGCAACGCGAAGUGAUCGUGCAGAGGCCGGACGGAAUCAAUCACUGGACACCACGGAUCAUGAGCGAAUGGCUGUCGAUUGGCGGCAAUGCCUCGUAUGUGGUGGGCACGGGAGACCAAGCUGCGCAGGCAAUGGAACGGUGGAUUCUCGAAGCAGACGUGGACGGAUUCAAUCUUUCUCAUGUCGUCGUCCCACAGGCCUGGGAGGACAUUGUCACUUAUUUGAUUCCUGCUCUGGAGAAGAGAGGAUGGCUUGGGGAUAAUGAGUAUCCCGUCCCCGGAGGCACGGCAAGGGAGAAUCUUUAUGGGACUCCCGGGAAUGCUCGGUUACGGCCUGAACACCCAGGUUCCCGUUUCAAGUUUGAGGUCUGUCCAGAAAGCUAG
This is a messenger RNA of Capronia epimyces CBS 606.96, 1461 nucleotides long. RefSeq lists its product as uncharacterized. The record is from RefSeq and is a predicted model, not a curated record. Gene Ontology annotation, molecular function: oxidoreductase activity, acting on paired donors, with incorporation or reduction of molecular oxygen; monooxygenase activity. The coding region runs from base 1 to 1461 and encodes 486 amino acids. NCBI's taxonomy places the organism in Eukaryota, Fungi, Ascomycota, Eurotiomycetes, Chaetothyriales, Herpotrichiellaceae. The transcript has 6 exons.